Paramecium sonneborni is the source of this 622-nucleotide messenger RNA. The record is from the annotation of a GenBank genome assembly. NCBI's taxonomy places the organism in Eukaryota, Ciliophora, Oligohymenophorea, Peniculida, Parameciidae.
AUGAGUGCUAUAAUUGAAUAUGAUGAAAUUUUCAAAAUCAUUUAAUUCGGAAACUUAGGAGUAAGUAAAUCUAAUCUAUUAUUACGAUUUGCUGAUUAUAUUUUCUUGAUAAUCAUAUACCAUAAAUAGGUGUGGAUUUCUAACAUCAAGGAGAUAUUGUAUUGGUUGUAUGAUAAGAAUAUUUAAAUGAUAUAAUAAAGCUCACAAAAUAAGUAAAUGAUUAUAUGUUUAAAAGAUUAAUAGGAAACAAAAAUGAUUUAGGGGAGAAAAGAGAAAUAAUAAAUAAUAAGGAAAGCGAUUAGCAAAUUUAUUAAACAUUUAUUUUAUUGGUAUUAGAAAUGAUUAUGAAAGAAACCUCAACCAAUUAUGGAAAACAAUAUAGAGUAAGCCUUUAAACAAUAUCACAUCAAAUUUAGUAGCAAAAAUUAUAUUAUAAAAAAUUUGAUACUUAAAAAGAACUUGAAUAAUAAUAAAAGAAUAUGUGAAUAUCUAAUAUUUUUGGUAUAUAAAUAAUAUAAUAUAGAAUAAAUAUUUAAAUGCAAAAGUUCAUAUCUUCACAUAUCUACAAGCGUUUGAUUUGUUACAUAACUUUCAUUUACAAUUCAAAUAAAUUUUUCUUUGA